Macaca mulatta (Rhesus monkey) is the source of this 2674-nucleotide messenger RNA. NCBI's taxonomy places the organism in Eukaryota, Metazoa, Chordata, Mammalia, Primates, Cercopithecidae. The record is from RefSeq and is a predicted model, not a curated record.
GUGGGGCGGUGAGGUGGGGCGGGGCGUCUCGGGCGCUGAGAGGACGUGACCCCGCAAAAGGAGGAUGGACAGGAGAAAAAGUUUGAUUUUGAAGACUGUGUGGCUACAGAUAACAGUUUAUUUCCCAAGUUACCAAAUCCUGAAGUUGCUACAGGAGUGCUAACUGAUGUAAAAAUUGAACCAGAAAGUCGGUGAUAAUGAUGAAGAAGGCAACCAUGAUAAUCAUGACGUGCAUGAGGAAUAAGUGACUGAACCGGCAAGAGUGAACAUUUCUGAAGCCUUUGCAAGUGUAGAAAGUGCUUAGAACAUUCCUUUCUCUUCAAGCAGAUGUUCCUCUUGAGAUAAUAACUCAUCAUUGAUGAAGAUGUCUUCAGCACCUGAGCCUCCAGCAUUCAAAAAGGAACCACCCAAAGAGAAAGACUUUCAAAGCCCGGGGCUCAGACGGGUGCGCACAACAACCUUAUUUCGUGCUGUGAAUCCAGAGCUCUUCAUUAAACCUAACAAACCUGUAAUGGCUUUCGGAUUGGUAACUCUUUCACUUUGCGUGGCAUAUAUUGGUUAUCUGCAUGCAACACAAGAGAAUAAAAAGGACCUCUAUGAAGCUAUUGAUAGUGAGGGGCACAGUUACAUGAGGCGGAAAACAUCCAAAUGGGAUUAGUAAUGCUGGUUACUGCAGAUGGACGUUUAUUAAGCGUUCUGAAAUCUUCAACUGAAAGACCUUGUGAGUGUACAGUAUCAUAUUUCUUGUUCUAGAACAUGCUAAUGAAGACAGAAGAUAGCAGUUGCAACCAGACAACUGUCGUAAAUUUUGCCCUUUCACAGCCGUUAUCUCAUUCUUUUUCCACAGAGCGAGCUUCAUAAUAUUUUUCUUUCCUUGCCUCUUAUAAAAGUGCCAUGAGAAUGGAAGUUGUCUUUGUUAAUUAUUAAAUUCUGUAUAAUAAAAGUACCCAUGCUGUUAAAUUUGCAUGAUGUUUUAAAUAUUUUAAGAUGAAUUAUGCUGGUGCAGCUGUCGUGAAAGUUUAGUUGUGUUUUGCUACUUGCAAAGGAAAUGUUCAUGUUCUCCCUGGCAUAGAACCUAUAUUUUUAAAGAAAGAUAAAUAGAAAAUUUAAAGCCUGAAGUCAAUAUUAAAAAUAUGAGAUAUGAGAAACUGAGUUGGCUCUGACAAGUAGUUCUUAUAGUGUCACAAAUGGUUCAUAUAUUUCAGUUUCCAUUUUAGCUAUUUUUGGGGCACAAUUUUAUUUUAAUGGAAAAGAUCCUUCCACUCAGCUGCUAAAAUAAAGAUUAAAUAAGAAUAUCCCAGAGUAAUUGGAGUUUUUCUUUAAAAGAGAAAGUAUGUUUUACUGAGGUAUGAUGAUUUUGACUACAACUAAAUGUUAUCUAUUUUAGUUUUUGUAAAUUAAUGUUACAGUAAUGUUGUAAACAUAAGACCAAGUGUUCUUAUAGUUAUUUAAAAACUACAACUACUCAAUAGAUAAGAAAUAGAUAAGGUCUCCUUAUUGUACCAGGUUUACCUUAUAUGCUUUUUUUUUCUUUUGAAGUUUAUAUGCCAGCAGGCCUUUUUGUUUUUUUUCUUUUCAGAAUGUUUCUUAUUCUCUGAAGCAUCAGCAUUUUGAAGUGUCUUUUAUGGAAGUGGGGACAGAAAAGGGGGUAAAAAUGAGUGUAAACAAAGCCGAGCCCCACUGUCAGCACCGAGCAGCAGAAUGGCCUUGGUUGUCCUGGCACCUGGCCCAGGGGCCUAGGACAGAGGUCAAGGCUAGGCCCCUGUGUCUGGCCAGAUUCUGCCUUAUAGAAUUCAAAUCUUUAUCACAAGGGUUCUGGACCUGUUUCAUUUCUAGAUAUGUACCUAAUUCUCCAAAUCAUUGUAAUUGGGCCUCAGUAGUAAAUCUCACCUCUGAAGUUUUGCUUCAGUUGCUAUUAAUAUUACCAAGUAAUAAUAACAGCACAGGCAGAGUUUAUCAUAAUGUUAUUUUUAAUUUAUCAUACUUCAUUGUCGUUUUGUAAGGUAUAUGAAUAUGUAAUUAUGUGUGAUUUGUAGAUAUUAAAGAACUUAGCUAAUUGAAUUUACAUGCAACUAAAUAAAAUCUUUACUACUGAGCCCCAAAUAUUUAUUUGCUGUGCCUCUCUGUAUAAUGUACUUUAUAUAGUUUAAAAUGCACUUCAGUGAUACAAAAUCCCUUUUAAAGACUGUCUUUUGUUUUUGGUUUCCCUGUGUAUUUUGGCUGUCAAAAAACUAGGGUUCUUCUGUUUUUAACUUAUGCAUUUAAUGACACAUUGCCAUCUUUUAGAAUUUUUUACUAUUUAACAGAAUAAGUUGAUGUUUGGUGGCAGAGGAGAUAUUAGUUGCGUGAACUGUCAAGAGACUGCAGUGCAGGAGGGCAACAGAAACUGUACAAGUUGCAGACUUAACUCAUGUAAGAUCUGUGUGAAUCAGCCAAAGUAACUAGAGUCAGUCAAACACAAAGCUGUGAAAAGUAGUGUGAGGAAAGAAUCAUACUGAAUUUUAGGAACAAGUACCUGACUAUGAUACUUUUUACAGAAUGGCUACAAGUUGUAGGACAGUUUUUGUGUGUGCUGAUGUCAACGGCUGCCUGGCUAUGUGUUGAUGUUUUCAUCCUUUCUCUUUUGAAUGAGGGUAUAACCAUCAAAAAUAAAAUACCUUUCAAAUAGUCCGAA